Acanthaster planci (crown-of-thorns starfish) is the source of this 2666-nucleotide messenger RNA. RefSeq lists its product as uncharacterized. Gene Ontology annotation, biological process: protein import into peroxisome membrane; protein import into peroxisome matrix. Lineage: Eukaryota; Metazoa; Echinodermata; Asteroidea; Valvatida; Acanthasteridae. The record is from RefSeq and is a predicted model, not a curated record. Gene Ontology annotation, cellular component: peroxisome; peroxisomal membrane. Gene Ontology annotation, molecular function: ATPase binding; protein-containing complex binding.
ACGUGUAUGACAAUACAUCAGCUGAUGAAGGCUAGCCGGGCCUCGCCACGAUGGGUUACCAAUUUGUCGACUUUUUCACGGUAGAAAAAUCUUUUUCUUAGUUUUUUUGACAAAUUUAUGAGAUGGACAUAAUGGCAACACCUUCCUUCAGUUUGCCCGGCCGUCGCAUCGACGGGAGAAGAUUUCUCGAAGUCGCUUAUGAUCUGAUGAUCUUCAGGAAGUUUGAAGACGUACUGAGCAUGUGUCAUUUGGGAUCGUCAAAUGGACGCAGUACAAUGGAGAUUGUCUUCCCACAAACUCUGCAGGGAAUUAACGGAAGUUUACUUGAAUGUGACAGCGAUCCUAAAGAGGGCGAAACUGCAAGUGGAGAAAGUGCUGAAAUAAUCUGGCGAAGGAAGUUCAAUGAAUCCAUCUGCAUUCUAGCUAUUCAGGCUUAUGCGGAAACCGACCAAUGGGAUAGGGUUCAUCCAUUCCUGGCAAAUUAUUACGAAUCGCAGGCAAGGUAUCCACCAACAAUCGCUAAGUUAUGCAUUCUACUGCUUGCCAAAGUUCGCAACUUCACCAUGGCAGAAAACCUGGCAGGUGAAUGGCUGGCCAAUGCAACCAACCAAACGCACUCACAGUACUCCACCAUCAUGGACAUUCUGAUAGCUCAGAUCCUACUGCCACAAGCUAAAUUAGACCAGGCAAGAGCUGUGGUCGAACUCAGCUCCGGGUUGAGUCCAGAAAAGAAGAUGAGUUUCUUGAAGUACUUGGAGAAGGUCGAGGAGGACCUACAGAUGAAGAGGAAGAUUACAGACACAGUUGAAGGAUCAGUCAACGAAUAUUCCUCAUCGGCUUUCAUGCGAGUCGUCCAGCGAAUCAGCCAGUUAAUCACCAGACUUCUGCCAGCGACUGGACUCAGAUACAUCCGGAAUAUUGCUUGUCUGGGUUUCUUCAUCUAUCUCAUUGUUCUCAGGACGAAUCUGGCUUCAUCCACAAGCCUGUCUCACGCAGCAGUCCUGUGGAGUGGCAUCGUACGCAUUUGGCGCUCACUGUUUGCUCCCUUCCACCUCAUGCCCAAAGCCUGAUGGGUACCCAGAAUGCAGCGGGGAUCCUACAGUGCCGCAGGUGACCUUCGACACGCCCCACUUGCAAAAUGUGAUUGAGUGUCAGCCGUGUCCCAAUGACUUGGCUGCAGCUAUUGAUAAUGCAUGUACCUAGGCAAGCCACUAGCCAGUGGCUACAGCCACUUUUCAAAGACUUGUGUGUGACAACUAGCCCAAGCCAAGUUAUUUUGGACACAGCCUUUCAGGAGUGUAAUUGUCAAGUGUCCAGUUGCAAAAUUUAAAAAAAUGCAAAAUGGCCAGAUGUUUCUGAAAGAAUCUUGUUCUUACUGAUUUCUUUGUGGACCCCAAUCUUCAGAAAUGAUAGUCCUGCUCAAUUUCUCCACAUCAAUGUACAUAUUUACCAAGCUUGCGGUCGUUUAGAUCAAAUAUGAAAAUAAGAGCACUGGCGAUAUAACAUCCUGCUUGCAAUGAGAACCUUAGGUCUGAAGUCUUUGUAUUAUUUGCUUUCCUUUCCACAUAUCCUGAGGGCCCUAUUAUAACAAGAUCAUCUCUUAGAGUCACAAGGACCAGAUGUUCAAAUAAUUUGGGUUUGGUGUGAUCAAGAGCAGAUCCAGGGGUCCCAGCAGGUCCAUGCCCCCCCCCCCCCGAGCUUUCUUUUUCAUUAGAAAUGGAGUAGAAGGUAGAUUUUGGUCUGUUUCAUUUCCCUUCAAAAAUAGUCUCAUUCCUAAGAAAGGCCGUGAAAGAUUGCAUGAAAAAAUCCUGAAUUUUUAACCCCCCCCCCACAAACAAGUUAAGCCCCCCAAAAACUUUGGUUCUUGAUCAGUCCUUGGGUGCAACAAGCCCAUAACUGACUAUAAUUCUUACAGUACAGCUUUUUGAGCCGCAAUGAACUCAAGAACUGAUUGUUACAAUGACCGAAACAAAAAGUGUUGAAAAAUGAACACGACCUAAAGGAAACAUUCCCGUUUUGAUGUGGGCCUACUUGUGAGUUUUCAUAGUGCAAUAAUGUAUGCAAACCUGAUCUUAGCACGGACAUUUGAAUUUUGGAAAGUUUUUAAUAUAUCGAUAGGCUAGGUUGGUUGGUUCAUCAACAAAAUAUUUGGGUGCUAACAAUGCCGUGAAAUCAUUUGAGUGACAAAUGACAAGCCUUGUAUUUUACACUUCACGAACCGAACAUUUUGAGCAGGUAAACAGAUAUUGGCCAAAGUUUUCUGUUUAAGGUUAGCAUUUGCCGGUAAACAGCUUUUUAAAAACAGAAACACAAUUAAACAUUUACAACAGGUACGAGCUAUAUUGGACAAGUUUUCUUUUAAGGAAGAAAUGUUUAUAUUUAAAGAUCCAUACGUACAAGGUAUAGAAAAAAUCUGACGUCAUUUCAAAAUGCACGUUUGGGUGAAAAAGCUAGUUAUUUUAAGAAUGCUAAAUGUCUUCCAUACAUUUUGGGUAUUUUGUUCGUCCAAGUCUCUUUUUUCUACAAUGGAAGUGAUGGUAACUUAUUUAUCUGGAUUUGAUGACCACUUUACAAAAUUAAUUCUAACCUCUGUCACUGUGCUCUGUAUAUAUACUGAAGAUUGGUUUAUGGUUAAAGUUGUUUUCUGUGUUGACUGCAUGAAGAAG